Podarcis lilfordi (Lilford's wall lizard) is the source of this 5333-nucleotide messenger RNA. NCBI's taxonomy places the organism in Eukaryota, Metazoa, Chordata, Lepidosauria, Squamata, Lacertidae. The record is from the annotation of a GenBank genome assembly.
AUGAUAAUGUUUGAUACUUGCAAGGAGCCAGACCUGUGCAUUGUCUAUGGGGAACCCAUCAGGCAAAAGCCCAUCAUCCACAAGAGAACGGGGGGUCAGCAGGAAGCCCACCCAGUUGAUGAGGAGGAUGAACCCCUUUUUCAUGGAGGAAGUUCCAGAGCCUCCUGGAAAAUCACAGUACAGACAAUUCCUGGUGCUGCUAAGGAGAAGGAUGUGUGCAUUGUGGGUGAGGAGAACAUCUGGCACUACCCCAACACCUGCGAGAGAAAUAUGUGUUUGCAGAAAAUGAGCUCAGGGGAGGGUCCAGUUUACAGCAAAGGAAUCUCCAGUGUCCCAAGUAAAACUCCAGCCCAGGCUGUUGUUGAUGCCACAGCCAGGAUGAUGAUGCUUGAUACUUGCAAGGAGCCAGACCUGUGCAUUGUCUAUGGCGAACCCAUCAGGCCAAAGCCCAUCAUCCAUAAGAGAACUGAGGGUCAGCAGGAAGCCCACCCAGUCGAGGAGGAGGAGGAGGAUGUACCCCUUCUUCAUGAAAGAAGUUGUAGAUCUCCCUGGGAAAUCACAGUGCAGACAAUUCCUGGUGCUGCUAAGGAGAAGGAUGUGUGCAUUGUGGGUGAGGAAAACAUCUGGCAGAACCCCAACAACUGUAUAAGAAAGGCGUGUUUGCAGGAAACCCACUCAGUGGAGAGUCCCGUUCACAGCAAACUAGACUCCAGAGUCCCCAGCGAACCUCCAGCCCAGACUGUUGUUGAUGCUGCUAAGGGACAAGACAUCUGCAUUGUGUCUGAGCAACGUGUCCUACAAAAGCCCAUCAUCCAUAUCAGAAUUGGGUAUGCUAAGGAAACACACCCAGGGAAGGAUGUAGUUAAGCCUGUUGCAGGCGGAGAAGAAUGGAAAGGCCCCAAUCAAUCUACUUUCCAAGCCGUUCUUAAUGCUACCAAGGAACAAGACUCCUGCGUUGGGUACGAGGAAAUGGUUAGUCAGAAGCCCAUUUUUCAAGGAAGGGCCCCCAGUGAAGCCACAGCUCAGAGAGGUAUGGAUACUGGUAAGUAAUGGGACUCCCAGGUAAUGCAUAUUGGGGAGGGAAGUCCCAGGCAGAAUUCCUUCUGAGCUCCAGGCCUUAAUGACAAGAACAGAAGGCUAGUUUGAGGUCAUCCCAUGCUACACCAACUUAGAGUACACCCACUAAAAGUAAUGGACUGUCAUAGAACCCACUCUAUGUAGGUUCUUUUUGCUGGGGAAACAAUACUGCUCUUGAGGUGUGUGUGUGUGUGUGUGUGUGUGUGUGUGUGUGUGGCUUGUGCAGAAAUUUUAAAAAAGAAAUUAUAUACAGUGGUACCUCAGGUUAAGUACUUAAUUCGUUCCGGAGGUCCGUUCUUAACCUCAAACUGUUCUUAACCUGAAGCACCACUUUAGCUAAUGGGGCCUCCUGCUGCUGCUGCACCGCCGCACCACAUUUUCUGUUCUCAUACUGAAGCAAAGUUCUUAACCCAAGGUACUAUUUCUGGGUUAGCGGAGUCUGUAAUCUGAAGUGUAUGCAACACGAGGUACCACUGUAUUACAUCUCUGAUACCAAUUUAACUUUGAGCUCCAACAAUUCAGUUUGAAAUCUAGAUUUUUUAUUUUCAAAAUCUAAAUUUCUUUUAUCUCCAUUAAAUAUAUCAUUUACUUGAUGAUUUUGCAACCAACCCAUAAGUACUUCUUCUAUUUGAUUAUAUGAUUGAAGUUUUAAUCCUUUAUUGGUUUCCAUCCAUAUCUCACCGUAGGUGGCCCACCUUACCUCCAUAUUUAAUUUUUUAACACUCAAUGCCCCUAUUGGCGAUAGCCACCAUGGUGUUUUCCAUUCUAACAGAUUUUUAUAUUUGUCCCAAACUUCAUAAAUUGACUUUCUUAUCGCGUGAUUUAGAAACCCUUUAUAAACUUUUACUUUGUCAUACCAAAGGUAAGAAUGCCACCCAGAUCUGUUAUCAUAACCUUCCAAGUAUAAAUCCGUAUUUCCAAUGUUAUCCACUCUUUCAACCAACACAGGCAGGACGCCUCGUAAUAGAGUUUCAAAUCUGGCAUUGAGAAUCCACCUCUUUCUUUUUUUAUCUAUUAAAAGUUUAGAUUUUAUCCUUGGUUUUUUCCUUUGCCAGAUGAACCUCAGUAGUACUUUUUGUCAUUCCAUAAAUUGCCCUGGUCCUUUAUUUACCAGUAUCAUUUGGAAUAAAAACAAGAUCUUGAGUUUUAUAUAUAUGUAAGGCUGCUGGGAAAGCGUUCUGGGCUAUCUGCAGGCCCCCCCCCCCCCGAUCUCUGAGUGUCCUCUGGAGAGCAUAGCUCUGGAAAGGCAUUCCCUUCUUCUCCAGGGCGCUCCAGCGACAUAAACCAACUUGAUUUAUGCACGCUAAUCUUCUGGCAAUGCACAGCAAGAAGAAUGAACCAUCUGUAGAUCUAAACUAUGUAUUUAUUUACACUAUAUUACACAGACACAGAAUCAUGACGCUCUCUCUCAUUCAGCACCGAAAGAGAACAGAGUACAUCACAUAAUACAUAUAGAUAGGACUAUAUCCAGUUCUCAUGCUUCCUUUCCGACAGACCGUGUGAUUUCCACUAAUUACAAAAUGCAGCCUCAGAAGAGUGAAAUUGCUAACAAAGGCUUGUGCAGAAAUUUCUCAAUUUAACUAUGUACUUUUUGAUGUUUCAUUUGUUGCUCAUAGUAUUUUGCUGUAUUUUCUACUCCAAAGAACUAGAAAAGUUUCUGUCAGGAGAUGGUGUGGUUGCUCAAGAGCAAGCAGGCAAGACUCCAACCUGUCUUUUCCAGGCUUUAUUAUCUGUACAACCUAUCUUACAGUGAAGAGCGUCACAAGUCCAUGUCUGCUCAGUCGCUAGCAGAAUCUGGGAGUGGGCGGUCCUUAUACCUUACCCAGCAUAACAGUCGUGUGACCCCCAUCCUUCUCCUCUCUCUCUGUGCGCAAACCUACUGCACAACGUGGACACUGGCAAAGGGGUACUUGCCCCCCAUCCCCUUUGCUCAGGCUCGGUGUUGAGGCUCUCCCUAGCAUCUUCUGAUCCCUGCACCCCUUCCCUCCUCGCAGAGGAAGAACCGCUUCGCAAGAUCUUCGGGGGCUCCCUGUAAUAUAACUGCUCUUUCACUACUCACCUCUGAGCUGAUGGCAGUUCCCUGACAGUUUCAGUGCAUCAGGAAUCAGAAAUCUUGCUCUAACCAGGAGGAACAACAUAGCUAUGCUCCCUAAAGCCAAUCUAAGCUUGCAACUGGACACUGAUGAAACUUUGGCUCUGUCAUAGAACCCACUCUAUUUAGGUUCUGCUUGCUGGGGAAACAGCAGGACUGUUUGCUGGGGAAGCUGUACUGUUCUUGAGUUGUAUACAGUGUGUGUGUGUGUGUGUGUGUGUGUGUGUGUGUGUGUACACACACACACACACACACCAACCAUAUUUUUUGCUCUAUAAGACGCAUCAGACCAUAAGACGCACCUAGUUUUUGGAAGAGGAAAAAAGGGGGGGGAAUCUGAAUCCCAGAAGCCAGGACAGCAAGCGGUAUCACUGUGCAGCCCUGGCUUAUGGGGUAGCCACUCACAGCCUCUGCCCGAGAGAGGCUGUGCGCGGCUAAGCAAGAAGCCAAGACAGCCAGCGGGAUCGCAGCGCUUUUCCUCCUCGGGAAAAGCCCCCAAGAGCCACACACACACUCCACACGGCUCUUUAAGGGGAGCGCUGAGCAGAGCCUCCCACCUGCAUUCGCUCCAUAAGACGCACACACACUUCCCCUUACUUUUUAGGAGGGUAAAAGGGUGUCUUAUUGAGCGAAAAAUACAGUAAGCCUUGUAGACAAAUUUUUCAAUUUAGCUGGGUACUUUUUGAUUUUUUGUUAUUUGUUCACAACUACUUUCCCUAUGUUCGUAGUCUGCUACUUUGGCUGUAUUGUCUGCUCUUGAGCACUAGAAAAGUUUCAAAGUACCAAGAAUUAGAAAUCUUGAUCUAACCUCAUGAUGGACAAAAAAUAUAGCUAUGCUUCCUAAAGGCAAUGUAAGCUUCCACCUGCAGACUGAGAAAAUAUUCGCUCUAAAGAUUAGGAACUUGCUGGUGAAUCUGAUGCAAUGGCAAAACCAGACUCAGGAUAUUGAGCAGAGUGGAAAGAAAGGUCACCCAUGAUGGCAACUCAUUGCCCGCUUUGGCAGCAAUGGCCCCAAAAGUGUAACAAAAUAUGAAAUAUAUUAGAUUGAAUCACUCUGUUUCCAUCUCUCUAUAACAUCCAUGUUUUCCUUCUCUCUUAUCCAGCAGGUGUUGUGCAAUGGAGAGAGAACAGAAGGAAAUCUUCAAAAAAAGCACAGGAUGAGAUGGUGGAGCAGAACCUCCUGAGUCACAAAGGACCAAGGAGGGAAAAGAGAAGCCACAGAAAACGGAAGACAGACAAAUCCAUCGUUCCUCAAAGUAGCUUCUUCACUGAGCAAGGAGAACAACCAGAAAACAGAGAUGCUUUGAGAACAUCCACAAAGGAGAAAACAAUUCAAAGGGCAGAGUCUGGAGAAAUAAGCAGUGGGAGCAGAAACAAUGGAAACAGCCCCACAUGCCCUACAGAGGUGAAGCGAUUUACUUGUUUGGAGUGUGGAAGGAGCUUCAGGUAUCAGAAGCAGUUUGCUGCCCAUCAGAAGAUUCACACAGGACAGAAAUCACAUAAAUGUGCAGACUGUGGAAAGAGCUUCCGCAAGAAAUGGAACCUUAAAGUACAUAAAAUAACCCACACAGGGGAGAAGCCUUUCAAAUGUACAGUGUGCAAGAAAAGCUUUAAUGUGAGAUCAAACCUUAAUGCACAUCAAAGAACUCACACAAGGGUGAAGCCCUACAAAUGUUCUGUGUGUGGGAAACGUUUCGCACGCAGCUCAUACCUUAAUGCACAUCAAAGAACUCACACAAGGAAGAAGCCCUACAAAUGUUCUGUGUGUGGGAAACGUUUCGCACACAGCUCAUACCUUACAGUACAUAAGAGAACUCACACAGGGGAGAAACCUUUCAAAUGUUCAAAGUGUGAGAAAAGUUUCAAUUACAGCUCAAACCUUACUAAACAUAAAAGAACUCACACAGGGGAGAAACCUUUCAAAUGUUCAGUCUGUAAUAAAUGUUUUGCUCAGACGUCAAACCUUACUAGUCAUCAGAGCAUUCACAAAGGGCAGAAACCCCAUGAAUGCUCAAUAUGUGGAAAGAGCUUCACCCGUAAAUCAAACCUCAAGAGGCAUCAAAAGUACCACACAAGGGAGACGCCCAACCAGGGUUCAAAUCUCAGUCAGAGUUUAGAUGAUGAAUCGAGACCUCAUGAAGGUGAGAACGCACAGCGGAUUUAA